GGAUUGUAAAUUUCAUUAAUAACCGAUAUAAUAAGUUUUCUUCCUUCUUUUUCAUUUUCCCAACUCUUUUCUUCCUGGGUUUAUGGUGGAUAAUUGAGUUAGUAUCAGUUUUUGUUCAUCACUUUUGGUUAAUCAUUUUUGUUCUUUUUUGCCAGUAACUACUUAUUACUUCUACUUCACAACGAAACUCCUUAUUCAACUAGCUUUUUGUUACAGCUUCCGCAAAGUCUGCUCUUCCCAAAAGCUUCAGCACGAAUUUUAAAAACCAUCAAGUAUUGAAAGAAUCCUUUUUUUGUUCUUCUUACUAUUAUUAUUAUCAUUUUCACUUAAUAUUUAGAUAUAAGAAAACCAGUUUAAAAGAAUGGAGUAUAAUGGUAAUUGGCUUAAUGCUAACAAGUCCAUUCCUCUUCCAACUGAAGAUUUUGAUCAAUACUUCUCUCAUUAUAAUGAAAUUGAUGAUCUUUUCAAUGAAACAUUAACCGGAUUACAAGACUUAGAUGUUCCUUCGGGAUUUGCCCAUCUUGACUCAAAGCAAAACAAUAAUUUAAUUCUUGAUGCUUCAAAUAAUUUACCUUAUUCUUCAACUUCGAGUUCAUCUCAUAGAGCUCAACAUUCUCAAAGUGCAUCUCCUCAAUCAAAACAUUCAAGAAAAACUAGUGGGACCGCUAUUUUCGGAUUUGCUGAACAUAAUAGUGAGUUCUCUCUCAAUGGUAUUACAUUAGAUUUGAAUAAGUCAGUUAAACCAAGUGUGGAUUUAUCUAAAUCAGUAAUGCCUGGAGAAUUAUUGAAAACUUUAAAUAACCCUCAAACAAAACUUCAACAAUCUUCUCCAAAUCAUAAAGCAAGCAACUCUCAAUUAGAUUUUAAUUUUUCAAACAAUCAUUUUGAAAAUUCUCCUAAAAAAAUUCAUUUAAAAGAAGAAGAUGAAUAUGAAGAUGAAAUUAAAGAACAAAAAAAAUUAGGCUCUCCUUUGAAACAACAACCUAAAAAUGAAGAUUAUAUUGUAACUAAUCAGAAUCCAGUUUCUUAUAAAUUUCCUCCUUCUCCUCCUCCUCCUUCUUCGUCUCAAAACUUGCCUCCUUCUGCUCAAUCUCUUCAUUCAAAUUCCAGCAAUCGCUCGGUUAAUAGUUAUUCGGUGAAAUAUUUAAAAGAACUUACUCGCUUUAAUGGUUGGAAUUCUGCUGGUUCCAAAAAUUCAAGUGGUUCUCAACAACAACUUCAACCUCCGGUAACCUAUGUUGAUGAUAUUGAACCUCUCUUGAAUGAUGAUCUUUAUCCUGAACCAAUUCAAUCCCCUUUCCAACAAAAAUCAUCUAAUAAUAACCAAGAUAUGUUACCAAAUCAAUCAACUCCUUUUAAAAAUAAUCAAUCAUCUCUUCAACCAAAUCAAGAAUUGAAAUUUGUUCCAAUUCCAGUUCAAAAUCCAACAGAUUUUGGUAAAAGAAAUGAUUUUAAUUCAAAACAAAUACCAGAUAUUAACUUGAAAAAUUCUGAAAGUUUAUUUUUACCUCCUCCCUCUCCUCCAAUGUUAUCAAAUGGUUCUCCAGAAUGGCAAUCUUCUCCUGAACCUCAAUCUCCUUCUCCUUCGAGAGUUACUUUAAAUCAAGGUUAUUACAGUAAUACAAGUACUAUCAGAUCAAACGCUUCCCAAUUCUUAUCCCCUCCUGGUAAUCAAAAUAAUAGAAAUAGUAAAAAUUUUUAUAACCCUCAAUACUUUUCCGAUAGUAUUUAUGAAAAUGAAGGAGGUUCUUCGAAUAAUAUGGCAUUUCAACAACAAUCUAGUUUGCAAUUUCAAAAUCAAUCUUCUCCUGCUUAUCCAGGUUCUUUAAAUUCUUCACCAGUAAGAUUCAAUUCUUCUCCUUUAAGAAAUGUUCACACAACUAAUGACGAUACGGUCGAUGCUAACGCUACAAUUACUCAAUUAACUCCUUUGAAAAACCAACUUCCAAAUACUCCUAAUCGUAGUAAAAUAAAAUUAGAAUGGAGUCCUAUUAUUUCUCCGAAUGCUAAAUCGUCAACUGAUGUUAGAAAAGCAAUCCAACAAUCAUCUCCUCGUCGUAAAAUAAAGAAAACUUCUUUAUUACCUCCUGGAGAACUAGAUCAAUAUUGGGAGGGCCCGGAUGAAAAUAAAAUCUUCACUUGUACUUAUAAAAAUUGUGGUAAAAAAUUUACUAGACGUUAUAACGUUCGUUCUCAUAUUCAAACUCAUUUAAGUGAUAGACCAUUUGGUUGUUCUUAUUGUCCAAAGAAAUUUGUUAGGCAACAUGAUCUAAAUCGUCACGUCAAAGGUCAUUUGGAAGCAAGACAUUGUCAAUGUCCUUGUGGUAAAGAAUUUGCUAGAUUGGAUGCUAUGAGAAAGCAUAGGGCUAGAAAUAUCUGUUCUGGUGGAAUUGCAAAUUCUGAAAAUAAUUGCAUAACAAAACCUCAAAAAAGUCGAAAAGGUGUUGCAAGUCCUGAGCUCUUGAAUGAAUUCACUACAGAUAAACUUAGUGACGACCUAAAUUCAGCAUUAAAUGAACACCAAGGACUCCAACAGCAGUUCCAACCUCACCAAUUUUAAUAAUUCCCUUAAUGAUUUCUUACCCACAUGCUAUGGUUUAGCUUUUUUUUUGGCCUUUUUGACUUCCAUUCUUAUCUUCCCUUUGUUAUGACCUAUUGCCUUUCAUUUUGUCUUUGUUUUGUUUUAUCGUUUAAUAAUGUUUUGUUUUAUCUUCCAUCGUUUCAACUUGUUUUUCUUUUCGGUUCUUG
Messenger RNA from Hyphopichia burtonii NRRL Y-1933, 2748 nucleotides. RefSeq names its product DNA-binding transcription factor (gene ACE2). Gene Ontology annotation, biological process: regulation of transcription by RNA polymerase II. Gene Ontology annotation, cellular component: nucleus. Gene Ontology annotation, molecular function: DNA-binding transcription factor activity, RNA polymerase II-specific; RNA polymerase II cis-regulatory region sequence-specific DNA binding. The coding region runs from base 362 to 2560 and encodes 732 amino acids. NCBI's taxonomy places the organism in Eukaryota, Fungi, Ascomycota, Pichiomycetes, Serinales, Debaryomycetaceae. The record is from RefSeq and is a predicted model, not a curated record. The transcript has a single exon.